Molecule: messenger RNA, 399 nt
Organism: Penicillium daleae
Lineage: Eukaryota; Fungi; Ascomycota; Eurotiomycetes; Eurotiales; Aspergillaceae
Exons: 2
Coding region: 1-399 (132 amino acids)
Source: RefSeq, a predicted model, not a curated record
AUGACCCGUACCAUCAAUAUAUCAAUAACAUCAAACGGCGCGCGACCUGGCCACUGGGCUAUCUUCGUUCCCAGCGCUGAUUCCAGCACUAUGGGCAAAUUCAUCCAUCUUACCGGCAAUCCGGCUACUGGGUUCUUUCUUGAAUUCAAGCGAAACUACGACAUCAAGAACACCGACGGCAAGGACCAUAUCAUUCCACUUGCCGAGGUUGAGGAGCGCGAUACUAUCGCGCGUGACCGUUUGGAGUCUGUCGCCAAUAUCGUUAAGCCACCUCCCCGUAGUCCCAACCCGUUCGACCCCUCGUCCUGGAUUCUCCGCAACGUCCAACAACUUGUGGAUGAGGGCUUAGUUGAUGGAAGUGCCUUCUCAGUGAUCCAAGAAGCUCCAAAGGUACUGUGA